Messenger RNA from Ctenocephalides felis (cat flea), 822 nucleotides. RefSeq names its product Wilms tumor protein homolog. The record is from RefSeq and is a predicted model, not a curated record. Gene Ontology annotation, molecular function: RNA polymerase II cis-regulatory region sequence-specific DNA binding; DNA-binding transcription factor activity, RNA polymerase II-specific. The transcript has a single exon. Lineage: Eukaryota; Metazoa; Arthropoda; Insecta; Siphonaptera; Pulicidae. The coding region runs from base 1 to 822 and encodes 273 amino acids. Gene Ontology annotation, biological process: regulation of transcription by RNA polymerase II.
AUGAAGGAAGAUUUGACUGGCGAAAAUUCUAUAGAUGAUUUUGGCACCAUUUUCAGUAAUUGGAUGAUAGACUCAUCAGAGCUACUUGCUUACAAAGAAGAUUUAUAUGAAUAUACUGAGCCUGAUUAUGACAUAAAUUACGAUUUUCGUAACUUCGAAGUGCUCGACACACCCAAAGAAUCUAAGAUAGAAAUGCCUGUGCUACAGCAAGUUGGAAGUUCAGAAAUAUUUUUGACAAAUCAAUCAGGGUGUGUUCACAAUACUCCGUUUUGUGAUGAAUCAUGCUUGUUUCUAAAAACUCCGUUAUGCAACGAUAAUUAUGAACAAGUUAUUAAUUGUGAGAAUAUGUUCUCGCCCGACUUAAAUUUUAUUGACGAAUUCACUUUAGAUCCAGUUACAGAUAGUAUUUACAACAUACACGAAACUAUGAACAUUGACGAGUUAAAUGUUGAUGGCAAAUUGCCGCAGUUGUCUCAAAUCGCUGUGAAGAAAGAUGACGAGGAAAAAACUUUCCAAUGUACCUACAAAUCUUGCAACAAAUGGUAUGCAAAAUCUUCGCACUUGAAGGCUCAUUUGAGAAGACAUACUGGUGAGAAGCCGUUCCGGUGUACCUGGCCAGGUUGCUGUUGGAGGUUCUCGAGAUCAGAUGAAUUAUCACGACACCGAAGAUCGCAUUUCGGGAUUAAGCCAUACAACUGCUGCUACUGCCCAAAAGCCUUCUCCAGGUCAGAUCAUCUUGCAAAACACAAAAAAGUGCACGAACGCCGAAUGGGACAAUACUCGAAAAUCGGAAAUUGCAAGGCAGCACUUAAAAUCAAUUGA